Molecule: messenger RNA, 4707 nt
Organism: Prorocentrum cordatum
Lineage: Eukaryota; Dinophyceae; Prorocentrales; Prorocentraceae
Source: the annotation of a GenBank genome assembly
AUGAUGUGCGAGAAGUUCAUGGCUGGGUUCAUGGACGCCAGCCUGCCGCCAGCAGUGGACAACGCACUGACCGACUUGGACAUCUGCUUGAUACCCGAGUUCCGCUCGCUGAUAGCUGGCGUCGAGGAGGAGGAACGUCGGAAGAACCUAGAGAAGAGCGAGGAGCUCAACGCGAAGCUGCAGCAGGCCUCGCUGGAGAACUUACUGCAACGUCUCGCUGUGGACAAGCAGGCGCUGAUGAAGUACUACGCCGACGUGGCGAAAGAUAUCAAUUCGUUCAGCGACCGGGAGGCCGCCCGAAAGAAGAAGCUGUCGAAGACGGGGAUGGAUGCCGUGAGUGCCCGGAUGACCACGCACUGCUAUGUCGUCGACACUUCGCAGGUGAAGUCCAACGAGCUCGUGGGCACGAUGACGGCAGAGUACAGCUCGUGGAAGCACGACGUCGCCUCCCUCGCGACACAAAUGUCAGAUACCACUCCGUCCGUAUGGACGCUAGUUGUGUUGGAUUUCUCAAUCGCGCCGCCCAUGGAGGACAUGGACUCCUACAUCCAAGUCUGCGCUAGCAUCCUACAUCAGGACUCCCUGAACGCGGCUUUCGUUCUCUUCCCGAAGACCCACAAGGCUCUCGACGUCGCUCGCCAGCUGAGCCUCGUGCGGCGCAUCGAGGAUAAGCUCCUUGGCGCGGCGGUGGAUAUCGAGAGGGAGGUCGACGUGCACUACAGCGUGCAAGACGAGCAUGGGAACGAUGCGAGGCCGCACAACCACAGAGCCAGACUAUGCGUUUCGAGUCGGGUGGGGACCAAGAGCCCCUGGUCCAGGGGGAAGCUUUCGCGGGGCGCCUUGAAUCUGGAGCUCAUCAGGGUGAAGGACAUGACGGUCUUCAAAGAAGUUGGAUUUGGAGAUCCGUCGAGGGAAUUGGGCCCCGGUGACAGGUUGCUACAAAAAGGACCAGCCGCUUGCAAAGGAAUCUUGGCCAUGACGAGUGCGGAGAACCUACCGACGUGCACCAGGAACGACAAGCUCUUGGUGGUGGAUAUGUGUCCCGCCAUUUCGAACCAGUGGGCGUCGGCUAUCAUGGACUCACAGCUUGAAUGGUUGCAGCAGCCGGACAUCACCCUCCCCAUGCCGUUUUACCUCGGCAUGAACAGGACCUCGAAGGAGAUCUCCGCGAAGCUCAAGGCGGACUCAGCCGCCAAGAUGUUGCGGGAUUGGUGGUCCACUCAGGAGAGGCUGAUCAUGAGGCACGGCAUGCGAUGGCCCACGUUUGUGCGUGUGUGCGUGAACGCUUUGGGCCACCUCGGUCAGGAGAGUGGCCAGGUGGUGCUGGCCUCGAAGCCCACUUUGGAGAUCUUGGUGUGGAACUGCUCUGACGCAAGCAAGGGUGGUGAUGACUAUGGCGUGAAGCUGAGAGACGUACACCACGUAGCCUUCGACGACUCGACGUCCUGCAAGGACACUUGGGACGCCCAAUCGCGGUCGGUGCUGGAUGAGUUGAACUGUCUUGCACCUCGCGCUAGCACUGGCGCUGGCCCUAAUGUCACGCAUAUCCAGCCUGACUACACGGACAGCCCGCCUCCUGUGAUCGAGACCAAGACGCUCAAGGUUUUAGAUGAUUUCAACGAGGAGGAGGUUCUUUUCAAGUCGCGGCCUUUGGUCGACAAGCCCAUCAUCUACGUCAUGAAAGACUUCAGAAUCGUGCUCAAAGUAUGCCCUCAGACCAGCGGGAACUCUGCCAUGCAGCUUCGCCCAUUCGAGAUGUUCGGGUUCGGGGCCGGGGACUUCGUAGUUGAGAAAUGGGAUGUUUUAGCCAAGGACGUCAACAACCACCUGCAGUUCAAGAUCGACGACGAUACCAGCUGGAUCAUCUGGGGCCUGGAGGCCGACGAGGCCGGCGCGCUCAACGAGGAUCAGAAGGCCGCUCAGCUAGGAAGCGCCUUCCUCGGUAAGUUCGGGCUCCUCCCGAACAACGAUUGUCGCAUCUUGUGGGAUUGUACCUUGGACGAGGCGAACCCGGCGCAGUUCAAGCCGAUCAAGCCGAAGUGUUGGUUCGUGAAGAACACCUCGCUGGACGCGAGUACCUACUACGUGCUGGAGUACGGACUCUGCGGCUGUGGUCAUAACCUCGACGAGUUCUGCGAGGUCCAAGUCAAGGGUGCCACCCUCGAGCAGAACAAGGGCAUCGCCGAUGCGAUCGUCAGCGAUCUUAACAAGGGCAUGAGCCGCGCCGACGCCGUCGCGAUCCUCGAGAAAUGGAAGAACAACCUCACAGAGGUCAGAAUAGAGUCGCAGCGUGAACGCGGCACCUGCGACGAGCUGGCCGGCGAGGUGCUUGCGUUCAGCGGCCAGCAGGCGGCCGCGGUCUAUGUGAGCACGGUGGGCGAGCUGAAGGCGCCCAAGUCUGGGCUUGCUGCCGGCAUCGUGCUCGAGUCCACCUUCGACCAGCAGAAGGGCGCGCUGGCCACGCUGCUGGUCCAGAAGGGCACCCUGCGCUUGGGCGACAACGUCGUGGCCGGCACCAGCUUCUGCCGCGCGCGGGCUCUGCAGAACGAGGCGGGCAACCCAAUGAAGGAGGUUCUGCCUUCCAUGGCUGUGCAGGUCGUCGGGUUUGCCGAGGCCCCGCAGGCUGGGGACCAGUGGCAGGUCUACCCCACUGUGCAGGAGGCCCGCGACCUCGCAGACCGGAGGAAGAGGGACGCGGCCUCGACCGGAGGCACCGCGGGCUUCGCUGGCGUCUCCCUGGCCGAGCAGGACGACCGUGUGAUGCGCCUGGCCAUCAUCCUCAAAACAGACGCGCAGGGCAGCAUCGCCGCCGUGAAGCACAUGUUCGCGAGCAUGCAGGACUCCGAGUACAUCAACAUGCGCUGGAUUCUGACAGCUCCAGGCCCUAUAUCCGAAGCCGACAUUGACCUUGCGUCGACUUGCCCCGAAGACCAGAAGGUCCUGGUUCUUGGGUUCAAUUCGAGCGUGAGCGAGAAGGUCAAGUUCUUGGCCAAGAAGAAGGGCGUCGAGGUGCAGAACUUCGAGAUCAUCUACGAGCUCUUCGACACGGUCAAGAAGGCGCUCACCGCUGAGAUUGGGGAGGAGGACCGCUCCGCUUGCUUCCUGCCCGAUGGCCACGUUGCCCCUGGCGAGCGCGCUUUGGAGCCGCUGGCCAAGUACAACGCGGCAGCACCGUGCUUCACAGACUGGAGCCCAAAGCCUCCGGACCGCCAGGGCAAUAAGAACCGCUCCCGCACCGACACCUCGUGGGCUUCCACGCUCAGGAUCUCCAGCUGCCCCUCGAACGAGGCGCCAGAGCCUGUCGAGAUGCCCGGCCCGCUCCUGGCACAGCUUGUCGACAGAUGCCUGCGGCGAACUGGGCGGCGGGAGCGGCAGCUUCAACACCGCCGGUGUGCCUGCGACGACGUCCACGCACACUGUCCCGAACUGUGGCGAGGCCUGCCCGCCGGCACAGACCCGCGAUUUGCCUCUAGCCAGGUUCAUGGGCGGGCCCAGCGGGCGCAGUACCCCAGGGAGUUCGUCGAGCAAUUCCCUUGUUUUGCUCGGGUCCACGAGGCAGUGCGCGUCGUCCUGCACGGCGAACGCCAUCCCUUUCUCCUCGAUGGCCUCGUGCAGCGGUGCGACCCCGACGGGGGCCAAGAGGGCCGAGAUGGGGUCUCCCUGAUCCACGCCAUUGGUGGCGACGACCGCAUGGGUGGCCCCGGCGGCGGCGGCGGCCCAGCAACCAUGGCGUUUUGCGAGGCCAUCGGCACGUCGCCGCCGCCGCCGCGCGCGCCGAUGCGAGCGGCCGAGGCGUGGCGCGCGCUCUGCGAGAAUCUCAACUCCCUCAGCGGUGGCCAGCGCUUCAACCGGAAGCCGAUGGAGCCUCGCAGCCCGCUGGCCGAUGGCGAUGUGCCCGGCGACUCACUGCGCGAGUACUUCAAAGAGGUCCUCGAGGCCGAGGCCCAGACGCACUCGCCAGAGCUGGACACUAUGCCGUUCUCGGCCUCGCCCCUCGGCAUUGGUGGGGCAAAGAGCAAGAACUAUAGGCCAGCUGCGGCGCUGGUCGAGAAGCCACCGCCUAAGAAGGCAGCCACGAUGAAGAAGCCGUCGGCAGCCAAGGUCGAGGCUGGAGAGGACGGUGAGGCUAGAGAUCAGGUCGAGGCUGGAGCUCAUGACGAGGCUGGAGAGCACGUCGAGGCUGGAGAGCACGUCGAGGCUGGAGAGCACGUCGAGGCUGGCGCCGACGUCGAGGCUGGAGAGGCUGGAGAGUACGAGGCUGGAGAGUACGAGGCUGGAGACGUCGAGGCAGGAGAGGGCGAUGCUGGAGACGACGUCGGGGCUGUAGAUGCCGAGGCUGACGUUGAGGCUGAGGCGGGAGAGGGCGCCGAGGCAGGAGAUCUCCUCGAGGGCGCCGAGGCUGGAGGCGGCGCCGAGGCUGGAGACGCCGAAGCUGGAGGCGACGCUGAGGCUGGAGAUGGCGUCGAGGCUGAAGCGGAUCGCCAGAAGUACAUCAAGGUGUCCAACGGGGCGGGCGACUGCCUGAUCAGGAGGAGGAGGAGGCAUUCGGAAAGGAUCAUCUCCGUCGAGUACACCUUGCAGGACGAGGUCGACUGGAAGCAGAUGGCGCAGGCCCUGGAGCAAGAUAUCCAGCGCAAGGGCCUGGCGGGCGAGCACGAUAAGAGGGCCGCCAGGGACGCGAGGGCGGCCAUCUUGGAGAUGGUCUAG